Molecule: messenger RNA, 6190 nt
Organism: Bursaphelenchus xylophilus (pine wood nematode)
Lineage: Eukaryota; Metazoa; Nematoda; Chromadorea; Rhabditida; Aphelenchoididae
Source: the annotation of a GenBank genome assembly
AUGCUAAAAUUCCCUGGAUUCCUCAAACAAUUCCCGGGAUUUCGGUAAUUUCUCUAAUUUCUUGGUGUGUUGUGCCGUUUUUUGUAGCAAAAAUUGUUUGCUUAUGUUUUUAACAGUCUGUGAGGGAAAUAUCGACGGUUUUUUCACCUAUUUUUUGUUGGAAAAUUUGACUUUUUCGGAGAUUUUUCAAAAUUUUUUGGUCAAGUGUAAUAUAAUGGUGAUUUAUGGAGAAAAAAGUUUUAAACAUGGGAAAAAAUUGAUGAUCAUUGUAGAUUAGGGAAUUUAGAGUGGGUUGAAACAAAAAUUUACCGAAUUUUCCUGCGAAUUUCUAGAAAUUUCGCCCAUUUUCUCUGGAUCCUCACGAAAAAUCCGGUCCCUUCUUUGUCUCGACCUUUUUCGUUCGCUUUUCUUCUGUUCGCACCCUCAAUUUCAUCGCAUUUCAUUGCUCACUCUGCAUAAUUUAUCUUGCGAAAGCUUUUUGUAAGUUGUGGAAAUUUUGGCUAGCCUAAAAAGACAUUGUUUUAGAGGGGUCAUCGGAUUUUUGAUGAAAAAGUUGGAGAAAAUGGAAAAUUUCGGAAAAAUCAUGAAUUUGAGUUGAAAAAUCAUUACUUAAAAAUAAUUUACAAGGCAUCUAAAUUAUUUUUGAACUAUAUUUUACCCUUUGGCUGGUCAAAAUCAUCAAAAAAUUUCCAUUUUUCCGCAAAAAUUUCCAUUUUUUGGCGAAAAAUUGCCUAAAUCAUGAAUAACUCGAUAUUUUCAGAGCAUUCCAAGUCCUCUACGGUGCCGAUCGGAUGAAAAAUGACAACCAACAGCAACGCGAACAGUUCCGCGAAGCCAAUCAGCAGCUUUCGGUUGUAAAAUACAACAUCCCGCAGGCCUUCCAAGAUGUCUUUCAAAUAGAAAAAAAUCCCCAAAAGGUGGUCCGCAAAUUGGUGUGCGCGUCUUUGGUGGACUCCCUAGUACAGUUAGCACCGAAUGAAAAGAAAGAAGUUGUAAAGAAAGGUUGGUUUUGGCAGCAUUUUUUUUGAUUUUGUUACCUAAAAUAAGGAAAAAGUGUUGAAAUUACAAAAUUUGGGAUUUUUGGAGCGAAUCUGUAGUGAAAUUUGCGGGCCAAUCGAAAUUUCAGCGUAUUUUAGAUUUCUAAAAUGACUUUUUGGGUCAAAAAUUGACUUUUUUGGGUCAAAAAUUGACUUUGUUACCUAAAAUAAUAUCGAUUUUUUCGAAAUUUUUUGAAAAAAUAGGGUUAUUAAGCUCUUGAUGACUUGAAAACCAUUAUUUUAUGUUGAAAGACGACGUAUUUUACCUUUUUUUGAGCAAAAAAUCAACUUUGGUACCUAAAAUAAUAUAAAAAUUUUUGUUGAUUUUUGUUAAAAAUUUAGUCAAAAUUGAUUGGAAAAGUGACCGAAAUUGCUAAACCCAUCGUAUUUUACCUUUUUAGACCAUUUUUUCCCCAAAAACCGUCUUUUCAUGUUGUCGUUGUAGAACCCAAAAAUUGAUAUCAAAAUGAGUUUAAUUUUUGAGAUACUUGUGGUCGAAAUGGCCUAAUAAGAGUCUAAUUUCAGCCAUAGUCGCCGUUCUCUCCCGUGCCGACGUCUUCUCCCCGGUUUAUAUGUCCGAUGAUCUGCAGAAGUUUCGAGACCCAUUAACCCAAGUGAUCAACUCAUUUGUUACCAGCACCACCUCAUUUUUCCCGCUCAGUGUUCUGUCGCCAAGGAUUGACGCCUCGUAAGUUCGAUUUUGAGGGAUUUGGAGGUGUUUUUGAGAUUUUCAAGUUUUCGUGGUGGGACCGAAAAUUUUUGAAAUUUUGUUUUUUCAAAGGGAAAUGAGAUUUUUGAGGAGGGUUUUGAAUUGGAAAAGACUUUUAUGAUGUGAUUAGAUGAUAUUUCAGCAUAAUUUCGCAUUUAAAAAAGAUUUUUAGGUCCCACCACGAAAACUUGAUUUUCUGAAAAAUCCCCCGGAAAUUACGGAAUUUCAUGGGAAAUGGGACAAAAUGUCCAUAGAAAAUUUUAUUUGAUUUUUUUUCAGAUUGUCCUACAGUAUCGGCGACUUUUCGAUAGUCUCCAGCAGAUAUCGCCAGGAUUUCGAGGAAAUCGCGGACAUUGGAUCUGGCGGUUUCGGACGUGUUUAUAAAGUUAAAUCCCGACUGGAUGGCAAUUUUUACGCGGUGAAGAAAAUUCCGCUGAGAAGCGCUCAAACGGAUGUGCUCAGCAAAGUACGGGAAUUUUUGAAUUUUUUUGAUUUUUUGGAUUUUUUUGAAUUUUUUUUAUGGAUUUGGUGGGCUAAAAUAAUAUCAGAAGAGCUGUUUUAGACGGUAAAGGAGUGCAAAUACCACGCCAGCCUUCAGGACCCGCACAUUGUCCGGUAUCAUAAUGCGUGGGUGGAACUGCACAGUAUGGAAAAUUUUGAAAGUCCAAGGUAAGAAAGGGAUUGGAAAUGUUGGACAGGGCUUUUUUAAGAAAUUUGGGGACGAAUGGGAUGGAAUGGAGUGAAAUUUGAGUGGAUCCGGGGCGAUUUUCGAGAAGAAUUUACCUUGUUUUAUACAAAAAUGGGUGGUUUUUGGAGAAAAAUGAUGAUUUUUGGUUGGAAAAUGAAAAAAAUGAGCUUGAAAAUGGGUGAAUUUGGAUGUCUAUGGACUGUUGUUUAAUUUAGAAUAAGGAAAACUUGAUAAAAUUUUGAAUUUUUAAGAGAAAAUGCUAUUUUUAAAAUUUUUCUUGUAAUUUCUUUGACAAUUUUUAACCUUUUUUCAGAGUCUCAACUGCUCACCAGUCCACAGCCUCACUUUCCGAGCCCUUUUUCGAACCGAAUUCGGAAGCUUCGGACAGUUUGAUCAGGUUUUCGAAUGACUCCCAUGCCCGCUCAACCCCAAUCAAAGAAGCAACCUCCGACGAAUCGACCUCAGAAUCCUCGGAAGCCUCAUCCGAAGAGAAAGAAGGAGGAUCCAGCGGAAAUUCGAGCGAUUUCUCGUCCUCAAAUGAGGUGAAGGAAGUGGCGGUGAGAAGAAAACGAUACUCCAGAUCAUCACAUUCCAAAUGGGAAACUGUUCAGGUAAGGUUUGGUAGGAUUUUUGGGCUAUUUGGACAGUGGAAAACAAGAUUUAAAAUUUUUUUUGUUUUUUUUUUUUUUUUAUUUUUUUUUUAUUUUGGACUGUGCAGACCUAUGUUAUUUUUUUGAACUGUGAAGUCAAUUUCAGAAAUUUUCGCACAGUGCAGAUUUUUGCGUCAACUUUUUUGGCCUUGCACUGUGCGAAAAUUUGCAAUUUUUUUGGUCUUGCACUGUGCAAAAAUUUUUGUUCAAGGUAGUUGCACCGUGCAGAUUUUUUGGUCUGUUUUUUCGCACUGUGCAGGCGGUUUUUGAAUUUGGCACGGUGCAGAUUUUGAGCCAAUUCUUUUUGGUCUUGCACUGUGCGAAAUUUUUUUGUCCGAUGUCGUUGCACUGUACAACCAAUUUCAUAAAUUUUCGCACAGUGCGAAGCAAAAAAUCAAUUUUUUGGUCGGCACCGUGCAGAUUUUUGGUCUGUUUUUUUGCACCGUGCAGACAUUUUUCGAAAUUUUGCACGGUGCAGAUUUUGAGCCAAUUUUUUUUGGUUUUGCACUGUGCGAAAAUUUUUUGUCCGAGGUCGUUGCACUGUGCAGAUGUUUUGUUCUAAUUUUUCGCACUGUGCAGAAAAUUUUUGAAAUUUUGCACGGUGCGGAUUUUGAAGCGCUUUUUUUGAUUUUGCAUUGUGCGAAAAUUUUUUUUCCGAGGUCGUUGCACUGUGCAGAUGUUUUUCUAAUUUUUCGCACUGUGCAAUUUUUGAAAUUUUGCAUCGUUGCACUGUGCAACCAAUUUCAUAAAUUUUCGCACAGUGCGGUGCAAAAAAUCAUUUUUUUGGGCCUUGAACUGUGCGAAAAUUUGCACAGUGCAAGGCCAAACUGUGCAGAUUUUUCUAUUUUUUCGCACUGUGCAGGCGGUUUUUGAAUUUGACACGGUGCAGAUUUUGAGCCAAUUUUUUUUGGUCUUGUACUGUGCGAAAAAUUUUUGUUCAAGGUCGUUGCACUGUACAGAUUUUUUGGUCUGUUUUUUUUGCACUGUGCGGACGAUUUUUGAAUUUGGCACGGUGCAGAUUUUGAGCCAAUUUUUUUUGGCCUUGCACUGUGCGAAAAUUUUUUGUCCAAGACCAUUGCACUGUGCAGAUUUUUUGGUCUGUUUUUUGCACCGUGCAGACAAUUUUUGAAAUUUGGCACGGUGCGGAUUUCGAAGCAUUUUUUUUUGAUUUUGCACUGUGCGAAAAAUUUUUGUCCGAGGUCGUUGCACCGUGCAGAUUUUUUGGUCUGUUUUUUUGCACCGUGCAGAAAAUUUUUGAAAUUUGCACGGUGCAGAUUUUGAGCCAAUUUUUUUUGGUUUUGCACUGUGCGAAAAUUUUUUGUCCGAGGUCGUUGCACUGUGCAACCAAUUUCAUAAAUUUUCGCACAGUGCGGUGCAAAAAAUCAAUUUUUUGGUCGGCACUGUGCAACCAAUUUUUCGAAUUUUUGCACGGUGCAAAAAUAAAAAAAAGUGUAAAAAAGAUUAUUUUUCCGCAUUUUAGGGAACAUAUCCGAUGCUUUUCAUUCAAAUGGAGCUGUGCCAUGCCAGUUUGGAGACCUAUUUGCUCAAGCGAAGCCAACAAAAAUUGGCGGAAGUGGAUCAUACCUUCAAUUCAAAGAUUGUCGAAGACGUUUUAAGUGCCAUUGACUUCCUCCAUGACCGAAAUGUGAUCCACAGAGACGUGAAACCCAGCAAUGUUUUCUUGAAAAAGUAUCCAAAUGGCCGAAUUAGGGCACUAAUUGGGGAUUUUGGCCUCGCGAUUGGUGAUGAUGAGCUAAAAGAUGAUGGAGAUGUAUUGGUUAACCCUUUUCCAGUAAUGUCGAGGAGGACUAAAGGCGUGGGAACGGCGUUAUAUGCGGCGCCAGAGCAGUUGAACUCGAGCAAGUACGAUAUUUCGGUGAGUUUUGGGAUUUUUCGGAAUUUUUGGGGAAAAAAGUGUUGUAAAAUACGUUUUAAAAUGGUGAUUGCUGUCUAUUAUUACUGUAAGAGGUCAUUUGAUAUAUGAUUUUACAGAAAAAAAUAUAUUUUUUAAACUUUUUUUUUCAAAAUUUUUUUGGGAUUUUUUUGAAAUUUGUUGUAAAAAAUGAUGUUUUUUGACAAGGAAAGUAGUUCUAUGCGGAUGAAGUUACAGGUCGAGACAUAUAUCAAAAAAAUCGCAAGGUUUUACUGAUUCAGAAUAUGUAAAAAUUAGCUGCCCAAUUUUGGUUUGUAAGGUCGAAAAAAUCCUCAGAACUUUUCUCCCAACACCACGCAAAUGCCUUUUUGACCAAGUUUUUGCCAACUCAAAAGUUUUGUUUUGAGCUAAAGUAAACCCUGGCAUCUUGACAAGCCUUGAAAUAUCAAAUUUGAUUAACACUACAAUGCCCAUUUUUUACAUUGGAGCUAGUAAUUAAGGUGUAGUAUUGAUCAGAUUUGAUAUUUUAAGGCUUGUCAUGAUACCAGGGUUUACUUUAGCUCAAAACAAAACUUUUGAAUUGGUAAAAACUUGGUCAAAAAGACAUUUGCGUGGUGUUGCGAGAAAAGUUCUGAGGGAUUUUUCGCCCUUAUAAACCAAAACUGGGCAGCUAAUUUUUACAUAUUCUGAAUCAGUAAAAUCUUGCGAUUUUUUUGAUGUAUGUCUCGACCUGUAACUCCAUGCCCCAUGUAAGUACUUUUCUUGUCAAAAAAUUUUUGAAAUUUUGUCGAAAAAGUGACGUUUUUGAUCAAAAUAAUCGAACUUUGUGACGUUUUAUGACGGUUUGCCCAAUUUCAGGCCGACAUUUACAGCGUGGGAAUGGUGAUUUACGAGUUGUACCAGAUUUUCCGCACGAAUAUGGAACGAGUUAUGGCCCUGAAAGACCUCCGCGAAUCAAAUCAAUGCUCUGAUUCGUUCGCCGACCUCUGGCCGGAAUGGACCCUACUCGUCGAGGCCAUGGUCCACAAACUCCCAGUGGAACGCCCGACCGCCAAAAAAGUGCUCGCGAAAAUCCGCAGAAUGGGCGAAAUGUCCGAGACGGGCAGGCUCCGAAAACAGCUCAGGUCCCUCGAAAAACGCAACCAACAGCUGAUUGAGACCCUCAGGGCGUAUCAACAGAGGUUUGGGAGCAUCGAAGAGGUCAAUGGAGACAAUGUACAGCUAAUUACAUAG